Molecule: messenger RNA, 9081 nt
Organism: Micropterus dolomieu (smallmouth bass)
Lineage: Eukaryota; Metazoa; Chordata; Actinopteri; Centrarchiformes; Centrarchidae
Gene: nf1a
Product: neurofibromin 1a
Exons: 56
Coding region: 159-8285 (2708 amino acids)
Biological process (GO): regulation of GTPase activity
Source: RefSeq, a predicted model, not a curated record
UGUUUUCUGCUGGACAGCUUCCCAUUAAAGUUGGACACCAGAACACCCACACCAAAGUCAGCACAGAGCACAACAAGGAAUGUCUAAUCAACAUCUCCAAGUACAAGUUCUCCCUCGUCAUCAGUGGGCUCACCACCAUCCUCAAAAAUGUCAACAACAUGCGGAUAUUUGGAGAAGCUUCUGAGAAGAACCUCUACCUCUCCCAGCUCAUCAUCCUGGACACCCUGGAGAAGUGUCUGGCUGGGCAAUCCAAGGACUGCUUGCGUCUGGAUGAGACCAUGCUGGUGAAGCAGCUGUUGCCGGAGAUCUGCCAUUUCAUCCAUACGUACCGCGAGGGCCACCAGCACGCUGCUGAGCUCCGGGCCUCAGCCUCUGCUGUCCUCUUCUCUCUGAGCUGCAACAACUUUAACGCCGUCUUCAGUCGAAUCUCCACCAGGCUGCAGGAGCUGACGGUGUGCUCCGAGGACAAUGUGGAUGUUCAUGACAUAGAGCUGAUGCAGUACAUCAAUGUGGACUGUUCCAAGCUGAAAAGGCUGCUACAAGAAACUGUGCUGAAGUUUAGAGCUCUCAAGAAGCCAGCCCAGCUUGCAGUCAUCAACAGUUUAGAGAAGGCAUUUUGGAAUUGGGUGGAGAAUUACCCAGAUGAGUUCACCAUGCUUUACCAGCGACCACAGGCAGAUAUGGCAGAAGCUGCAGAAAAGUUGUUUGACCUGGUGGACAGCUUUGCAGAGAGCGCCAAGAGGAAGGCAGCUGUGUGGCCGCUGCAGAUCAUCCUCCUCAUCCUCUGUCCAGAGAUCACACACACCAUCUCCAAAGACACUGUGGAAGACAGCAAGGCCAACAAGAAACUGUUUCUGGACAGUUUGCGGAAAGCAUUAGCGGGCCAGGGCAGUAAGCAGCUGAUGGAAAGCGCUGCUAUCGCUUGUGUCAAACUGUGCAAAGCCUCCACCUAUAUCAACUGGGAGGAUCACUCAACCAUUUUCCUUCUGGUCCAGUCCAUCGUCAUGGAUCUCAAGGCUCUGCUCUUCAACCCAGCCAAGCCCUUCUGGAGGGGGACAGGCAGUCAAAAUGCUGAUGUGGAGCUCAUGAUGGACUGCUUUGUCUCUUGUUUCCGCAUCAAUCCUCACAACAACCAGCACUUUAAGGUCUGUUUGGCCUCGUCCUCCCCCUCCACCUUUCACUUUGUCCUGGUCAACUCGUUGCACAGAAUAAUCACCAAUUCCCAUCUGGACUGGUGGCCUAAGAUCGAUGCAGUGUACUGCCACUCCGGAGAGCUUCGCUUAAUGUUCUCAGAUACCCUCAACCGGGUAAUCCAAGGCGCUGGCACCCACGCUCCACUACGCAUGACACCGAGUCUGACAUUCAAAGGGAAGAUGACCACCAGCCUUAAGUUCAAAGAGAAAGCCACAGAACUGGACACUCGAAGUUACAAGUGCCUCCUUCUCGCUCUGGUCAAACUCAUCCACGCUGACCCCAAACUGAUGUUGCACAACCCAGUGAAGCAAGCUCCAGAUAUGCAGAGUAGUACAGCAGAGCUCAUCACUGGCCUGGUGCAGUUAGUGCCUCUAACCAACACCACUCAGCUCUCACAAGAAGCCAUGGAGGCUCUGUUAGUUCUGCACCAGCCAGAGACCAUAGAGCUGUGGAAUCCUGAUGCCCCCAUAGAGACGUUCUGGGACAUCAGUUCACAGGUGAUCUUCCUUAUCUGCCGCAAACUGAUUGGUCAGCAAAUGGUUAAUGGGACAGAAGUUCUGAAAUGGCUGCGGGAGAUCCUCAUCUGCAGGAACAAGUUUCUGCUCAAGAACAAGGAGUGUGCCACUGUGGGCGGCGGGAUCCCCAUCUGCCGGCAGGCACAGACAAAGCUUGAGGUGUGUCUCUACAUGUUCCUGUGGAGUCCAGACACCGAGGCGGUGCUGGUGGCCAUGUCAUGUUUCCGCCACCUCUGUGAGGAGGCUGACAUCCGCAGCGCCACUGAUGAGGUUCCUGUCCAGACCAUUCUGCCCAACUACCCCACCUUCAGUGAACUGGCCUCUGUCAGUAACAUGAUGGGAACAGGGAGGUCCACCUUGCAGAAGAGGGUGAUGGCACUGCUGAGGAGGGUAGAGCAUCCCACACCAGGCAACAUUGAGGCUUGGGAGGACACAUAUGCUAAGUGGGACCAGGCCACCAAACAGAUUCUCAACUUCCCUAAAAACAAGGCAGAUGAUGGACAGCAGGAGUGGAUCAACAUGACGGGCUUCCUGUGUGCUCUGGGCGGUGUAUGUCUCCAACAGCGCAGCACCCCUGGACCAGCCACCUAUAGCCCACCUAUGGGCCCCAUGAGCGAGCGCAAACACUCCAUGAUCUCCAUGGGCCCCUGCGAUGUGUCCAACCCCGUGGCCUCUGCCUCUUCUUGCUCCUCAUCGGCCUCCAGCGAGUCGCCCGUCAGCCGCUUUCUGGACCGGCUGCUGGCCCUGCUGGUAUGUGGCCAUGACAGGGUCGGCCUCCACGUUCGCACCAACGUAAAGGACCUGCUGGGUCUGGAGCUUAGCCCUGCCCUCUACCCGAUGCUGUUCAACAAGCUGAGAAACAGCAUCGGCAAGUUCUUUGACACACAGGGGCCGGUUCCUAUUAACGAUACUAACACCCAGUUUGUGGAGCAGACCAUAGCCAUCAUGAAGAACCUGUUAGAUAACCACACAGAGGGCAGCUCUGAACACCUGGGACAGGCCAGCAUCGAGACCAUGAUGCUCAACCUGGUCAGGUAUGUGCGCAUCCUGGGAAACGUGGUUCAUGCGAUCCAGAUCAAAACCAAGCUGUGCCAGCUGGUGGAGGUGAUGAUGGAGAGACGAGAUGACCUGUCCUUCUGCCAGGAAAUGAAGUUCAGGAACAAGAUGGUGGAGUACCUGACAGACUGGGUGAUGGGAACCUCCAACCAAGCUGCUGAUGAUGACAUCAAGUGUCUGACAAGGGAUCUGGACCAGGCCAGUAUGGAGGCAGUAGUGUCUCUGUUAGCUGGUCUUCCUCUGCAGCCAGAGGAGGGAGACGGAGUAGAACUUAUGGAGGCCAAAUCGCAGCUCUUCCUCAAGUACUUCACCCUGUUCAUGAACUUGCUGAAUGACUGCAGUGAGGUGGAGGAUGAGGGCCAAGCAGUGGGGGGACGAAAGAGAGGAAUGUCCCGCCGCCUGGCCUCCCUUCGACACUGCACUGUCCUGGCCAUGUCCAAUCUGCUCAAUGCUAACGUAGACAGCGGCCUCAUGCACUCCAUCGGUCUUGGUUACCACAAGGACCUGCAGACUAGAGCCACCUUCAUGGAAGUGCUGACCAAGAUCCUGCAGCAGGGAACAGAGUUUGACACGCUGGCAGAGACAGUUCUGGCUGAUCGCUUUGAGAGGCUGGUGGAGCUGGUCACCAUGAUGGGAGACCAGGGAGAGCUGCCCAUCGCCAUGGCACUGGCUAAUGUGGUUCCUGGGUCCCAGUGGGAUGAGCUAGCCCGAGUCCUGGUGACGCUGUUUGAUUCUCGCCACCUCCUCUACCAGCUGCUAUGGAACAUGUUCUCUAAAGAGGUGGAGCUGGCCGACUCCAUGCAGACUCUUUUCAGAGGAAACAGCCUGGCCAGCAAAAUAAUGACCUUCUGUUUCAAGGUAUAUGGUGCAGCAUACUUGCAGAAGCUACUGGAGCCUUUAUUAAGAGGGGUCAUCACCACCCAUGAACACAUCAGCUUUGAGGUGGACCCCACAAGGCUGGAACAAGGAGAGAACCUGGAGGAGAACCAGCGGAACCUCCUGCAGAUCACGGAGCGCUUCUUCCAGGCCAUCAUCGGUUCAUCCAGCGAGUUCCCCCCACAGCUGCGCAGUGUCUGCCACUGUCUCUACCAGGCUACUUGCCACUCUCUACUGAAUAAAGCAACAGUAAAAGAAAAAAAGGAAAACAAAAAAGCAGUGGUGAGUCAGCGGUUCCCACAGAACAGCAUUGGUGCAGUGGGCAGCGCCAUGUUUCUGCGCUUUGUCAACCCAGCUAUCGUGUCUCCCUAUGAGGCCGGCAUUUUGGACAAGAAGCCCUUGCCUAGGAUAGAACGGGGUCUCAAGCUCAUGUCCAAGAUUCUGCAGAGCAUUGCAAACCAUGUAUUGUUUACAAAAGAAGAACACAUGAGGCCUUUCAAUGAUUUUGUGAAGAGCAACUUUGAUUCAGCCAGAAGGUUUUUCUUGGACAUUGCAUCUGACUCUCCACCCAGUGACUCGGUCAACCACAGUCUGUCCUUUAUCAGUGACGGGAACGUGCUGGCCCUCCACCGCCUGCUGUGGAACAACCAGGAGAGGAUUGGCCAGUACCUCUCCAGUAAUAGAGACCACAAGGCUGUAGGCAGGCGACCUUUUGACAAGAUGGCGACCCUGCUGGCCUACUUGGGACCUCCUGAACACAAACCUGUGGCUGACACUCACUGGUCCAGUCUCAACCUGACCAGUUCCAAGUUUGAGGAGUUUAUGACCAGGCACCAGGUCCAUGAGAAGGAGGAGUUCAAAGCCUUAAAGACCCUCAACAUCUUCUACCAGGCAGGAACCUCCAAGACUGGCAACCCAGUCUUCUACUACGUAGCCCGCAGGUUCAAAACAGGCCAGAUCAAUGGUGACCUGCUCAUCUACCAUGUCCUCCUCACCCUCAAACCCUACUAUGCUAAGCCCUACGAGAUAGUAGUAGACUUAACACAUGUAGGACCCAGCAAUCGCUUUAAGACCGACUUCCUGUCAAAGUGGUUUGUGGUCUUUCCCGGGUUUGCCUAUGAGAACGUAGCAGCUGUCUAUGUCUACAACUGCAACACCUGGGUGAGGGAGUACACUAAGUACCAUGAGCGGCUGUUGACGGGAUUGAAGGGCAGCAAACGGCUCCAGUUCAUUGACUCUCCUGCCAAGCUGGCCGAGCACAUUGAACCCGACCAACAGAAGCUGCCUGCAGCCACACUGACCCUGGAGGAAGACCUUAAAGUGUUCCAUAAUGCCCUCAAGCUGGCCCACAAAGACACCAAGGUCUCAAUAAAGGUAGGCUCGACUGCAGUUCAGGUGACCUCAGCCGAGCGGACACGUGUCCUUGGCCAGCCUGUCUUUCUCAAUGAUGUGUACUACGCCUCAGAGAUUGAAGAGAUUUGCCUGGUGGAUGAGAGCCAGUUCACCCUUACCAUGGCCAACCAGGGCACACCGCUCACAUUCAUGCACCAGGAGUGUGAUGCCAUUGUCCAGUCCAUCAUCCAUAUCCGGACACGCUGGGAGCUGUCACAGCCUGACUCCAUCCCUCAGCACACCAAGAUCCGACCAAAAGAUGUUCCUGGCACUCUGCUCAACAUUGCUCUGCUGAAUCUGGGCAGUUCUGACCCCAGCCUCAGGUCAGCGGCUUACAAUCUAUUGUGUGCUUUGACCUGCACCUUCAACCUAAAGAUAGAGGGCCAGCUACUGGAGACAUCUGGCCUUUGCAUCCCAGCUAACAACACCCUUUUCAUAGUGUCCAUCAGCAAGACUCUGGCUGCCAACGAGCCUCAUCUGACGCUUGAGUUUCUGGAGGAGUGCAUCUCAGGCUUCAGCAAGUCCAGUAUUGAGCUAAAGCAUCUCUGCCUGGAGUACAUGACCCCGUGGCUGCUCAACCUAGUUCGCUUCUGUAAGCACAAUGAUGAUGCCAAGCGCCAGCGUGUCACUGCCAUUUUGGACAAACUCAUCACCAUGACGAUCAAUGAAAAGCAGAUGUAUCCCUCUAUCCAGGCCAAGAUCUGGGGCAGUCUGGGUCAGAUAACAGACCUGUUGGAUGUGGUGUUGGACAGCUUUAUUAAGACCAGUGCCACGGGAGGCCUGGGCUCCAUCAAAGCAGAGGUUAUGGCCGAUACUGCAGUGGCUCUGGCCUCAGGGAAUGUCAAACUGGUGUCCAGCAAGGUUAUCGGUCGGAUGUGUAAGAUCAUAGACAAGACGUGCCUGUCGCCAACACCCACACUAGAGCAACACCUGAUGUGGGACGACAUUGCCAUCUUGGCACGCUACAUGCUCAUGCUGUCCUUCAACAACUCCCUGGAUGUUGCAGCUCACCUGCCCUACCUGUUCCAUGUGGUGACCCUGCUGGUAGCCACGGGCCCGCUGUCCCUCAGGGCCUCCACCCAUGGUUUAGUCAUCAACAUCAUCCACUCCCUCUGCACCUGCUCACAGCUCAACUUCAGUGAGGAGACAAAGCAGGUUCUGAGGCUGAGCCUGACUGAGUUCUCCCUGCCCAAGUUCUACCUGCUGUUCGGCAUCAGCAAAGUCAAGUCAGCCGCUGUGAUCGCCUUCCGUUCCAGCUACAGAGACCGCUCCUUCUCACCAGGGUCCUACGAGAGGGAGACAUUCGCCCUGUCCUCCCUGGAGACAGUCACUGAGGCCUUGCUGGAGAUCAUGGAGGCUUGUAUGAGGGACAUCCCAGCCUGCAAGUGGUUAGACCAAUGGACAGAGCUCGCACAGAAGUUUGCAUUCCAGUACAACCCGUCUCUCCAGCCCAGAGCGCUGGUGGUGUUUGGGUGCAUCAGUAAGAGGGUUAGCCACAGCCAGAUCAAGCAGAUCAUCCGAAUCCUCAGCAAGGCCAGCCCUCUGCUCAGCAUCGACAGGGGUCUGGAGAGUUGUCUGAAGGGGCCGGACAAUUACAACAGUCAGGUGUUAAUAGAAGCCACAGUCAUUGCUCUGACUAAGCUGCAGCCUCUACUCAGCAAGGAGUCUCCAAUGCACAAAGCUCUGUUCUGGGUGGCAGUAGCUGUGCUGCAGCUGGAUGAAGUCAACCUGUACUCUGCUGGAACAGCUCUGUUGGAGCAGAACCUCCACACUCUGGACACGAUGCGCAUCUUCAAUGAUAAGAGUCCAGAAGAAGUGUUCAUGGAGAUCAGGCAUCCUUUAGAAUGGCACUGUAAGCAGAUGGAUCACUUUGUGGGCCUCAACUUCAGUGCCAACUUCAACUUUGCACUGGUGGGCCACCUACUCAAAGGCUACAGACACCCAUCACCCACCACAGUAGCGAGGACAGUGAGAAUCCUGCACACACUGUUGGCUCUCAUCGGCAAGCAUCUGAAAUGUGACAAGUUUGAGGUCAACACACAUAGUGUAGCCUAUCUGGCUGCACUGCUCACUGUGUCUGAGGAGGUCCGAAGUCGCUGCAGCCUCAAACACAGGAAGUCACUUCUGAUUUCUGAUCUCUCCAUGGACCCAGUACCCAUGGACACCUACUCCAGUCACAUCACGGAUCCCAGCUGCAGAACUCUCCGAGAGACUCAGCCGUGGACGUCACCUCAGGUUUCAGAGCGCUACCUUUCAGCCCAUCACUACCCUACAGUGGGCCAGAUCAGCCCACGAACGCGCAAGUCCAUGAGCCUGGAUAUGGGUCAGCCCUCACAGGCCAACACCAAGAAGCUCCUGGGCACCAGAAAAAGUUUUGAUCAUCUCAUAUCAGACUCUAAAGCACCGAAGAGACCAGAGAUGGAGUCGGGUAUGACCACCCCUCCCAAGAUGAGACGUGUUGCAGAGAACGACUAUGAGAUAGAGACACAACGAAUUGGAAACUCUCACCUACGCAAGGUGUCCGUAUCAGAGUCCAACGUUCUGCUGGAUGAGGAGGUGCUGACUGACCCAAGGAUCCAAGCUCUGCUGCUCACUGUGCUGGCUACCCAGGUCAAAUACACAACUGAUGACUUUGACCAGCGAAUUCUGUACGAAUACCUGGCUGAAGCUAGCGUGGUCUUCCCAAAGGUUUUUCCAGUUGUUCACAACCUGCUGGACUCCAAGAUCAACACUGUGCUGUCCAUGUGCCAGGACACCAACCUACUGAAUCCUGUCCAUGGCAUCGUCCAGAGUGUGGUGUACCAUGAAGAGUCGCCACCCCAGUACCAGCCCUCCUAUUUACAAAGCUUUGGCUUUAAUGGACUUUGGAGGUUUGCCGGGCCCUUCUCAAAGCAAACACAGAUACCAGACUAUGCUGAGCUGAUCGUCAAGUUUCUGGAAGCGUUGAUUGACAGCUACCUGCCUGCAGCUGAUGAGGAGCGAGGGGAGGAGCAGCUGAGGACGCCCACCUCACCCUACCCCCCCACCAGCCAGAGCCAGCUCAGCAUCACUGCCAACCUCAACCUGUCCAACUCCAUGACCUCACUGGCCACCUCGCAGCACUCACCAGGUGUGGAUAAGGAGAACGUCCAGCUCUCCCCCAGUUCUGCUCUGUCCAGCAUGGGUCGUACUCGCCACGGUUCAGCCAGUCAGGUCCAGAAGCAGCGCAGCGCCGGUAGCUUCAAGAGACCCAGCAUUAAGAAGAUCGUCUGAUCAGCCAGAGAACACCCAGUCCCCUCACCCCUCCGCCCCCUCCCACACCCCAGCCUGCGGGGCCUCAUGCUGCACUCCACUUGCUCUUUUUAUUUCCUUCUCCUUCUUCAUGGUUGCUGUUCUGGCAGUGGAAGUGAUUUGCUGUUUUGCUCUGAGAAGGAAUCUUGGUAUGGACAACCUUUGAGAUGGCUCGCGGAGGAGGAGAAGCUUCUGUUGCCUCCUCGCUGUUCUUCUCUGGAGUCGAUGUUUAAGCUCUUCUUCACAGAUGUUCAAGAGCCGCGUGUCUUCUGCAGUGACAGUGGUCAUACGAGUGAAACUAAUUAUUAUUUUUUUUAAUCCCUCUGAGGCUGACGGGAAUCCAGUUUGGACAGACAGUUUACACAGGGAGGAGCCACAAAAUGUAGUUUGAUCUGUAACCCAUCUCUUGGCCUUCCUUAUGACUAAUUACUCCUGUGUCAGCCAGAUGACCAAAUGACGGAGGCAUCUGUGAUACGGGACCUUCACUCUGGACCUGCUCGACAUCUCAGCGCCCCUCUCCCAGUCCUGUAUAUAUUUUACAUAGAACACAGAAUAUGUAGAACUAGUUCUUAGUGCUAAUUUAGAUGUUAACGUUUUCUCCAUGGUGUGCCUUUGUCAGGGUUUUUCAAUGUGUACAAUUUGUAAAGUAAAAGUCAAACCUUGCUGGGGACAAAGAACAGGUACUAAUUAUGGAGGCGAGCCGUCCAUAUCACCACGAGUUCACACGAGCUGCCUCAAGACCGGCCUCCAAUGAUCGUCAAAUAUACAAUCAUCCACA